Molecule: messenger RNA, 2425 nt
Organism: Striga hermonthica
Lineage: Eukaryota; Viridiplantae; Streptophyta; Magnoliopsida; Lamiales; Orobanchaceae
Source: the annotation of a GenBank genome assembly
UUUGGCGCUAGAGGAAGGGCCUCAUCAUGUUCUGAGGUUAACUUUCGCUGUUAAAGCCAUUUUCGCGCUUGAAGUCGCCAUGUCACAGUCUGGUCGAGACCAUACAAUUCACCCUGGCCAGAGCCAAUCGACUAAUCAUUCUCCGCGGCGUUCAACCCCGCCCCCUCCGGUCACGAACAUCACGAACUUUCUUCAAAACCCGGAGUUUAUUCAAGGUUUAACCUCUUUGAUAGCUCGAGCCAUGCCCAGUAACUCGAAUACGGUACCAUUAUCAAUGCCGUUAACUACCAAUCCAACAGAACACCCAAAUCAUACUCGUCAUGACCCCGAAACGCAUGCGGCGACAUCCCAUGCUACGUCACAACCUCACCAUACUUCUCCACAUCGAGAAGAGUUAACUCGUAUAACUGCUAACCCAAUAACAAACAAUCAAGCCCCGGAGGAGCCCCCUGUACAAGAAAUGACUGCUGAAAGUCACUCUGCUCAUCAUCAGCGAAUUCCGUCACGUCCUAGACUUACUUCACCAGUGCCUCAUGGUCGUGAAGAUUUGCGGCGCCAGAUUGAACGGAAUCGUAUUUCAAGACAUAGUGCGGAAGAAAUUGAAACUCUUCGUAAACGCUUGGCUGAACUCGAGACUCGACAGAAGUCGCAGGAAGACUCUCCCCGACAUGUCUCGACGUCGGGAAAUGUCAUUAUUGAAGCUGAUUCCCCUUUAGCUCCGGAACUUACCGUGGAGGCACUCCCAGCUAAGGUAAAAAUCCCACAAAUUGGCAUGUAUGAUGGAACAUCGGAUCCGGAUGCACACUUGGGCCAUUAUACGUCUUGGAUGGAUUUGCAUGGUGCCUCAGAUGCUUUGAGAUGUCGAAUGUUUUCGCUUACACUGGGGCCACGAGCACAAAAAUGGUACUAUACUCUCCCACCUCAUUCAAUUUGGAAGUGGCAACAGUUACGUGCGGCCUUCCAAUCGCACUUUAUCGGAGCUCAAAUUUGUCUCAUCCCGAAAGAAUCAAUUACUAACAUCGUGCAAAAGAACGACGAGACUGUUAAGGACUACGUAUCUCGGUUCAACGACCGAAUUCAAAACAUGGAGCCUUGUCACCCAGAGACCCUGUUAGUAACUGCAAUCGCUGGACUAAAGCCCAACUCGAUGUUUCGUUGGACCUUGUGCCAAAACAAACCGGCCACCUUCCAAGAAUUUCUUGUACGACCUCAACAGUUUAUUAUUGCCGAGGAAUCGAUGUUGGUUCCUAGUUUCGACUUCUCGCAUGAGGACAUGAAAGGAAUUGACCCGCAGAAAGCGUGUCACCGCUUGAAUUUGGACAAAACCGUCAAGCCUGUUAUUCAGAAACGUCGGAAAUUCGGCCCAGAUCGCCAGAAGGCCCUUGAAGAAGAAGUAAACAAACUCAUAGACAAUAAGUUCGUCAAAGAAGCCAAGUACCCGACGUGGAUAUCAAAUCCUGUCUUGGUUAAGAAAGCCACCGGCCUUUGGCGUCUGUGCAUAGAUUUCUCUGAUUUGAACCAAGCAUGCCCGAAAGAUAGCUAUCCAAUUCCACACAUUGAUUACAUGGUAGAUGCUACAUCGGGACACCAACUCAUGAGUUUCUUGGAUGCCUAUUCCGGCUAUAAUCAAAUUCCCAUGCACCCUGAUGAUGCUGAACAUACAUCGUUCUACUCAACCCGAGGUCUUUAUUGCUACGUCAUGAUGACUUUUGGAUUGAAGAAUGCAGGGGCCACAUACCAAAGGUUGGUCAAUAAGAUGUUUGCUCGUUUGAUCGGUCACACGAUGGAAGUUUACGUGGACGACGUGUUAGUAAAAUCGGAACAGGCCUCUGAUCACAUCGCCCAUCUUUCCGAGGUCUUUGACAUUCUCCGAGAGUAUUCUAUGGUGCUUAAUCCUAAGAAGUGUACUUUUGGAGUUGGAUCAGGGAAGUUUUUAGGAUACAUGGUGAGUCAGAGAGGGAUCGAAGCCAAUCCUGCCAAGAUUCAAGCCAUACUUGACUUGGCUCCCCUGACAUCUAUUAAGGGUGUCCAAGCUUUAACUGGUCGACUGGCAGCUCUAAAUUGGUUCAUUUCAAAGUCGACAUAUCAUUGCAACCCGUUCUUUGACGCUAUCAAAAAGAAGAAGCCGUUCGAAUGGACCGUAGAAUGUCAGAAUGCUUUUGACAACAUCAAAGAAGUUCUUUCAUGGUUACCGACGUUGCAGAAACCACUUCCUGAUGAACCUCUGUACUUGUACCUGGGUGUAAGUGACGUUGCUAUUAGUGCUGUUCUUAUACGACAAGAUGGGCCUCAACAGUUCCCGAUAUAUUACGUUAGCAAGGCCUUACAUGACGCUGAAUUGCGAUAUCUAUAUAUGGAGAAGUUAGCCUUUGCUCUGAUCAUCGCUGCACGGAAGCUGCGCCCAUAUUUUCUGGAACAUUCAAUU